Messenger RNA from Hemiscyllium ocellatum (epaulette shark), 3501 nucleotides. RefSeq names its product protein shisa-5-like. Bases 184 to 708 code for a protein of 174 amino acids. The record is from RefSeq and is a predicted model, not a curated record. Lineage: Eukaryota; Metazoa; Chordata; Chondrichthyes; Orectolobiformes; Hemiscylliidae. The transcript is spliced from 5 exons.
UAUAAUUCAAAGCGCACACUGUUCAAAGUUACUUCCUCUAUCUCACCAUUUGGGAAGACUGCAAGGACACGUUUUCAUUGUGAUCUCAACCACGUGCUUUACGAAGAAUAAGGAGUGUGAUUUGGUCGGUUGUUUUGGAACUAAACACUUUAAAUCGUGAAAAAGAAAAUCUCCUGUAUCGUGAUGGAGAAAGUGGGCUUGCACAUUGCUUGUUUGUUGAUGGUUUACAUGACAGUUUUGCCUUCUGUUGCAGCUAUAGACAUAGAAUGCAGUUUGGGUUUUACUGGAGUGUCCUGUAGAGAGAACAACACCACUCAAAAGAUAUUAAUUGGAGUCGGAGUGGCGCUCUCAAUCCUUGUGGUUGUUGGUGUUAUGACGUGCUGCUGCUGUGGUUGCUGUGCAUGUUGCAGAUCAGAACCACAGCGUUCAACUGUUGUAACCACUGUAGCUUGUUCACAACAAAUGGCAGCUUAUCCACAAGUCCAAGGAUACCGGCCUCUUCAAUAUCAUCCUGCACAGUCAGCAGUUCCCACCGUUCCGUAUCCUUAUAAUCAUCCAGUGGCAUAUCCAAAUUAUGGACAACCGCCAACCUACCAAGAAGUUUCCACAAUGAGUCAACCUCAAAUUUAUCCUGCAACACAGUCUUUACACACUCCAAUCCCUGGGGAUAAUCCAAGCUUUAUGGAUCCAGUGGAGCCACAUAAGUGAGAACCUGACCAGCUGUGCCUUCAAAGUGCGAACACCUGCUUUCAUUCCUCUCGCCAUUUUGUUUUGCAUAAUUUAACACAAGUUCGCUCCAGUACUUGGAACACACAAAUGCUGUACUAUGUCUUGGUCUUGCAAGCUAAACAAGGAGAAAAUUUCUUUAGAACAUUGAUUUGCAGUGUGGGAUUGUUCCUUCAUUCCCAUUGGAAAUGGAUGUUCAGUUAUUCGGUGCUAGCUCCAGGCAUGAUGGACCAAAUGGCCUCCAUUACCACUGUAUCUUCUACAUGUGAACAUGCAAGCAUAGGAAUUGUGAUUAUCUCUGUCUUCUUUGGACCACCCCUUCUUUUUAAACAGUGAAGUCCUAGUUCAAUUCACAAGCGGAAAUAUUUUCACAUACACCUAGUCAAACCCCUCAGGAACUUACUUGCUUCAAUCAAUGUCACCUCUUACUUCUUCUAAUUUCCAGCCGAUCUAAGCCUAGUCUGUCUAAACUUCCCUGGAUUUCCAAUUCAAGCACAGCAGCCACCUGACAGGCUGGCCUGCUGAUUUACGUAGAGAUCAGGUCCAAAGUGAAACCCAUCGGUUUUGAGUUCAUUUACAAUGCUUCAAGUUGGUCUGUUCCUGAACCACAAUAUCACAGAAUCAAGUCAGAGAGGCUUGAUUCUUCUUUAUUUAUGUGAACCCUGCCACAAUAUACAAUUCCACAAUUCCUCAGAAAGGUCCUUUUAACAAAACAUAGAAAAUAGGAGCAAGAGUAGUCCAUUCGGCCCUUCGAGCCUACACCGCCAUUCAGUACGAUCAUGGCUGAUCAUCCAACUCUGUACUGGAUUCCUGCUUUGUCCCUGUGCUCUUUUAUCCCCUUUAGCCCUAAGAAUUAUGUCCUACUCCUUCCUGAAAAUAUCAACUGUUUUGACCUCAAUGCCUUUCUGUGGCAGGAAUUCCACUGGCUCAUUACUCUCUCGGUGAAGAAUAUUCUCCUCAUAUCAGUCCUAAGUGGCCUACCCCAUAUUUUUAAACGGUAACUCCUGGAUGUGGGCUUCCUCGUCACUGGUAACAUCCUUCCUGUGUUUACCUCUUAGGAUUUUACAGGCUUUUAUGACUUAUUCUUCUAACCUCCAGCGAAUGUAAUCCUAACCAAUCCAAUCUCUCUUCAUCUAUCAGUCCUCCCAUCCCAGGAUGACAUGACAGCUUUGCUCCCUGUACAUCCAAAAGUAGGGAUUCAGAACUGGUUGCUUACACUUUUUUAAAUGGUGCCUGCUUCUGCUUAACGCCACUGUGCUCUUCCUCCUCCUCCCUCGCCCCAGUUAUGUAAAUGGAGAGGUCCAUGAGGAAUGCUAUACCAGCUCCUAGAAACUCUGUCGGGUGUGGGAGGGGUGGCAUUCCAAACAUGUGACUGAGUGCUCAUCAUACAAAAGAUUAGUGUGAAGAAGGUAAAGGAUUUUCUAAUCAGAAACCAAAAUCAGCAGUCCGUCUACUGAGUGUGGAAAUAAAUAAUUAAAUGAUCAAUUGACCCUGAUACUUCCCAGUCAUAAAACAGUUAUUGAAGCCAGACUAAUGCGAGUGGGCAGUCUUUUUUUUAAAUGUUUCAAAAAAGGGUGUUCUGCCUUUGUCGGACACCCUUAAUCCAUACGGGACGUGCCAUGACAUGCUAGGGAGUUGGCGUAGUGAUAAUGUCACGGGACUAAAAAACCAGAACCCUAGUCACUGUUCUGUGGACAUGUGUUUGAAUCUCCACCUUAGUGGGUAGUGAAACUUGAGUUCAGUUAAAAAGUUGACUCAAUGGUAACCAUCGCCAGUUGGUGUAAAAAACCCAUCUUGUUUAAUGAUGUCCUGAGAAAUCUGCUAUCUUUACCCUGGUCUGGUCUACAUGUGACUCCAGACUCAUAGCAAUAUAGUUGACUCUUAAAUGCCCUCUGUGGAAUUAAAGAUGGACAAUAAGCCAGUGAUGUCCAUGAACAAGUACAAAAUGCUCAUCCCCCACUUCUUAAACAAGUCCUCCCACCGAUGCCUGCUCUCCCCUUUGGCUGGGUUUGUAUUGGGGGCUUCCUGCCUCCACUUCCUGCAGUGACCACUGCUAAGCUCUGAUGCUGGCUUAUCAGAUUGGUUGGCAACUUGAGAGCCUCGGCCUGCAACAGCUUAUAGCUAUGGGGGGGAGGAGAAGGGCUAAUCAGGCCACCACCUCAUCCCCCUGUGUAGAAUUACUGUCAUUGUCCAGGCCUUACCUUCUAGAAUUCCAUUUCAAAACCCCUCCAUCCUCACAUUGGAAACUCAUGGAUGAGGAGUACUUUAAUGGUCCAAAAUAGAUUGAAAUAAUUUACAUCUGAUAUACCUGCCAUCACAUCGUGAGAAAAUAGUUAAUAUAAUGAUACGUUUCCUGUGAGUUUACUGUUUCUGAAGGUUUUCGUUUCAAUCGAAUCUUAUUGCUUGCAAUCUUUUCCUAGCUCAAAUCUUGACAUAUCUAAAAAUAUGUGUGUAAAUGUAAAAGUUUAGGUGCAGCAAGAAAUUUAUGCUGCAUUUAUUUAGCUUGGUGUGGUGAUAUCGCAUAUAUUUUGCUUUAGACUACUUCAGACAAUAUAUUCACUCAAUAGUUACAACUUUAAAGAGUGUUUUUGGUCAACUUCUGAUGUGCAUUUAAGAUCUGUGCCUUUUAUAGCAAUUUGGUCAUUUUACUUUUCAUUAGGUUUGAUGUGUGUGUGAUCUUUUAUAAUACUUAAGGAGACGGCUUGGUUUGUGAAUGAAAAUAAAAUAAAUAAUCAAUACUUUGCAAUUCAUGAUCUUACAAACUGUUCAAAACUU